CAGCCGCCACUCCGUGGGCAGCUCCUACUACUGCCGCUGGGCUGGGCUGGGCUGGGCUGGGCUGGGCGGGCUGCGCGGAGCUCGCUGCUCACAUCGGCGGAGAGAGGAGAGAAGCCACUCUUCUCUGACCACCUCGCAGCCAAGCCAGGAUCGUCCAGGGAGCCUCAGGCUUCGGGCACUGAAAAGGGUGUCUGAAAAACCCACCCGGCACUCCAAUGGCUAGCAACAACACUGCGAGCAUAGCACAAGCCAGGAAGCUGGUGGAACAGCUGAAGAUGGAAGCCAACAUCGACAGGAUAAAGGUAUCCAAGGCGGCUGCAGACUUGAUGGCCUACUGUGAAGCUCAUGCCAAGGAAGACCCCCUCCUGACUCCUGUUCCGGCUUCAGAGAACCCAUUCAGGGAGAAGAAGUUUUUCUGCGCCAUCCUUUAAGUCUCCAUGAGGAACCUGCAGAGCCCUGGGGCUCCUGGGACACUGAUGUAGAGUUUUUAGCAAAGUGGGCACCUUUCUAGCCCACAGCAUUUAAAUAGAGGGAGGAGAACCACCCCGGAAACUCCAGGCUAUGCAUGUUUAAAGAACUGGUCCCCUUUUUGACAAUGAAAGCCAAUCCACACCCUGAGUUAAGAGCUCUGAUGUCUGCAGAACUGCCUGGAGGAGGGGACUGUGUAAAUUUAAAAUCCGCGUCAUUUCUUUCCUGCUGUCCCUCCCAAAAUGUUCUAUUUCUGCUUCAUAUUUUAAAAAAUCAAAAAAAAAAAAUCAAACAGACAGCUGAACUGAGCGAAGAUACGUAUGACCUUCUUGGAAUGAAUAUGGCCUUUAGAUACCCUUUGAUCAGCUGAGUUGUCCGGUGUAACCGAGGUUCGGUUUAAUGGCGUUGGUGUCUAGUCUGUGUGCCUUCCGUUUCCUUUUCUCUUUCUCCCUGACCCUCCCUCUCAACCCUCCCGUUAGAGUAGGACAGAGGUAAGGCUGGACUUGUCUGGGAGACUGAACUCCAAGAAUGUACAGGGAGAUAUUCCCCGUGGUUUAUCCUCAUGGCGGUAACAAAAACAAGGCCGGCUGUCUGUGUUCUCUUAUCACUAUUCCUAACAUUUGUACAUGAUAGCUUUGAUUCUGCAAGUUAAAGUAAAUCAUGUGUUGUGACUGGUGCUUUCAUAUAUUUGUGACAAUUUUUGAGUAAUAUUGCAUGAAAAUGUCCGUGUUAACAUCCAUUCAGAAGUUUUGUUGUUUUUCUCUAACGUUUGGAAAAGGAAUGAGCGAGAAAAGAAGCUGGGAAGGAGAGAAACUCAGUAUCUUGAAAACUGAGAUUACUUUAGCACCUUAGCCAUGCCUAAAACACCUCCUAGUUUUCCUCUCAGUGUAAACGCCUCUCCAACACAAUUUCCAGAACCCAAAGCAGGAGAGGUAAGAGUCCAACAUGGUUGGGAGGUGCGUUUGCCAUAGAGUAAGAGUAAAUUCCUUCUUUCCCUGAAUCUCAGAAAUUCUAGAUUAAAAGAACUCCUUCUGUGCUCUUAAGAAAAACCUGCCCCCCUCUUUUUUUCAAGUAUCAUGAGAAAUGAACCCAGGGCACCAGAGAAAACCCAUUCUCAGGAUCCCUGCUGUUUGCCCUCCUGGGAGAAGGGGCGGGUAUGGCCUCAGCAGCCACCUCCACCAGUGAGGGCCUGGCUUCUUUUUCCACUGAGAUGGUCUUUGGGUGCCACUCACCUAUUUUUUUUUUUUUCACUAGAAUCUUUUCUUUGUUUCUGUUCUCCAUCUUGUUUGUUAGAGUCUCUCAGUCUUUAUUUACAACUUCCUUGCAGCUAGAGCCCUCUCGUCCCAAGAGGUGGCGUUGAACAUGACUUUUCAUGGCAGCUCUGGCCUCCAUCGGUAAUGGGAGGCCCUGGAAGCCUUUAUCAAUUUUUUUCUGUGCCAUCUCCAGACUAAAGAGAGCCUCUCUUACAUCUUCUUGCUUGCUUCAGAAACCCAAAAGACCAUUCCCAAAUGAACUGUAUUCUGCUCUCUUUCCUUACCCCCAUUAAAAAACAAAGAAGGGUGGAGAGGAAGGAAAAGAGAAGAUAAAAAGACUUACUACGCCAAGGACAGAUUUUGAAACAGACUUGGUAAAUAUUUCCCUUAGUUCCUUUUUAUGGGCACGCUGGUAAAAGCAUAAAUGCAUCCAAUUAAAGCUCACACCUGCAGUGGGCAAAGAGAAAACAGAAAUAUUUGUGAAAGGAAUGAAUGCACUUCUGUAACCAGAUCCUUCUGUUCUGUUCAAGCUUUGGGAUUUUGUUAUAGUCAGUAGGACACAGAUGAAGAUUUAGAGGAGAAAAACCCUGGCGGAGUAUGUAUUCAACUGCAUUGUUGUACCAUUAGCUGAGUAAUACUGUGGAAUCAGCGAAAACCAUAUCCAUUUGUAAUAUGAAUCAAAACAUGAACUGAAUAUGUAGUCACAUAAAAACAAGUGUGAAUAAGCACUCUUUGCUGGGGAUGGCAUCCUUAUGAGACCCUAAUGGUUUUCAUAAUCCACACCAUUUAUUUUUCUCAGAAGGACUAUUGAUAUUUUCCCGUAAAUCUAGAUCUUUGGAGCAAUGAAAAUGGAAUGAAAACUCUAGGAAGCACCACAACACAGCUCUGGGAAUUCAAAGUAAAGGAAGUUCCAAACUUCAUGUGACCUUGGUUCUGAAAGGAGAGAGAAGGCAGCAGAUACACAGCCCAUCUAAGUUUAAGGAAAGCGUGUUGGCUUUUUCAUAAUGGCGCGUCCCACAGCAUGGAAUUAUAAUACCAGGGUUUUUAUAUGAGUUUUGGCUUGUUGAUAGUUGUACUUAUUAAGGGGGGAAAGCUUUUUUUUAUUACUUAUGCCUCUGAAGAGCUUUAAUUCUUUUAGAAAUUCAACAAUCGUUCUCACCAGCAUAAUUUUAUCUGAAGGGGAAACUUAGUUUAAUUAUUAAAGGUCCUAAUUUCCGUGUCUAAUGUAUUGGAUAGUAAUGAAAUCUGCCAUAGAAUUAGUUAGCCAGUAACAAUAACCCUCAUAUUUAGUAAAAAAAAAAAAUUGCAUCAUUCUCAAUAUUAACUCCAGUUUCAUUUCUUUCCAUUUUAAACCAAAUACUAUUUUAUUUAAAUCAGAGGUUGUAAAUAAGUACUUUGAUCAGAGGCUAAUUUGCUAACAAUAUUUGAAAGAGAGUGCUUACCAAGGAAAAUUUUUAAACCAUUUCUUCAUACACUCAUUCACAAAUAGAAUUGUGAGAAAUCAGCAUGCUGUCUUAAGGAAUAUUUGUACUCUCUCUCUCUUUUAAAAAAUACUUGCUUCUAGCUGCUCCUGGCAAUGGUGAAUUGUUACAUUGUGAAUAUACAUCAAUGUUUUCCCAGUCUAAAAAUUGUUCACAUUUUUCCUACAUAAGAUCCAUGGAAGUGUGUCUUUCAACGAGAGGGAAAUACAGAAAUGAUAAAGCAGGGAAACCUGAAUGCGAUGUGUACAUUUUCAUCCAACAUGGACCAUUUAUUUGUUUUAAUAAAUGGAAUUUUCAGACUCAA
This is a messenger RNA of Myotis myotis, 3506 nucleotides long. It is a transcript of the gene GNG2, whose product is annotated as G protein subunit gamma 2. The transcript is spliced from 4 exons. Gene Ontology annotation, molecular function: G-protein beta-subunit binding. Gene Ontology annotation, biological process: G protein-coupled receptor signaling pathway. NCBI's taxonomy places the organism in Eukaryota, Metazoa, Chordata, Mammalia, Chiroptera, Vespertilionidae. The coding region runs from base 216 to 431 and encodes 71 amino acids. The record is from RefSeq and is a predicted model, not a curated record. Gene Ontology annotation, cellular component: heterotrimeric G-protein complex.